CACUGCAUUACGAUAUCACAUUUCUACAACGACAUCCUUUCUCACUGUAGUCACCCUUCGUCAAUUGAUAUCCACCCAAAAGCACAUCAUGGAUAUGGGCACUAAAAUCAAGGCGGUUCUGCUCGGCGAGUCCAGCGAGUCCAAACAACCCACCACCGCCACUGGUACCUCCGACUACUCCGACACUCCCGGAACAUAUCCUGACAGCGUCGCAACCCCCCGCUCCGAGGCCGCUGCAGCAUCCGCUCACGAACACAACAAACUCCACAAGCCCAAUGACCCUCGAGGAUGGUCUGCGGAGGAGAAGGAGGGACACGGUCAUGGCCAUGGUCACACCGACUCAGGCGUCGGCAUUACAGACUCUCAGUACGGGUCGUCCUACACUCACCAAGCCCCAAGCAACACGUUCGACAAUCAAAGAGCCCUCCCCCCUCAAGAACAAGGAAUCCAGGGUUCAACUUUGGCCGAAGACCUAAAGGAGCCCGGUCAUGAUUCCACCACAGACGCCACGACUCCUCUUCCCCCUUACCAGCGACAAGAGAACACCGAGUCGGAUCCUGAAGGAACCAGCAGCACCCAGAAGAGCGAUACCCCGUAUUGGGGUAACCUUCCCCGGGGUGAAGGUGUGUACAACACUGUGACGGGACAUGGCAGCGGAGAGGAUCAGCACUUGCACGACAGACAAACCGAUCCCAGCGCAGUUGCUGCCACCUCUCAGCUGUUGGAUAAUGACCCGGACCGGUCUUCACAACAGCGAGCCAUGCCCGAAGACGUAACCAAAGUCGAGGGUGACAGCACUUCACACAAACUCCAUGAAGGCCAAGAUUUGCAAGGACAGACCCUUGAAAGUCAGAACAUGCAAGGUCAGACUUCUGGAAGCCAGGACUUGCAAGGCCAGGACUUGCAGGGGGAGAAGCCAGGAGAGCAGGGGGACUCGCACUACAAGGAGGGUCUUACUGGCGCUGCAGUCGUAGGCGCGGCUGGCGUUGGUGCACAUGAGCUAAGCAAGCACCACGAAGACGACAAUCUCCGGCGCACGGCCGAGUCUCAGUCACCAGGAGGCGUUGAAGAUGGCAAGGGUGGCGGCAUGUUUGGUGUUUUCCGCCGCAAGUCCAAGGACUUGACCAAGAACAAGGACGAAACAGACCACCCUACCGAGACCAAGGAAGGACGCAGCUUUCCUCUGUUCCGCCGAAGCUCCAAGAGUCACCCUGAAGAGACGGGUGCUCCCGAGGAACAUAAAGAGAAGAAGACAGGAGGAUUCUUCCAUCGCAGCCACGACAAGGACGCGGCUGAUCGCAGCCAGAAGUUUGAGGAGAAGGAGAAGGAGAAGGACCAAGGCAUUGGCAAAGGUGCUCCCGCUCUAGCUCUCGCCGGCGCAGGAGGUGUUGCUGCUUAUGCUGCUUCUCGCGAUCAUGACCAAGACCGCGAGGCCAAGGACAAGUCUCUAGAGGGCCAGCAACACGAAUCCGCCAUCCAGGAUCCCUCCCAGAGGAUUGAUACAACCCAAAGAAGUGGUCGUCAGGACAACGAACCGUCUUCUGAUGCUACGGGUUCUCAGUUCUCUAAGACGGGUGCCUAUACUGCUGGUGGCUUAGGCGCAGCUGGUGUUGGUGCAGGUCUCCUGGCCUCUCAGCACAACAAACGCUCCGAUGACUUACCUGAACAGUCUAAGAUUGAUGACAGCACAGCUCGAGGCUUCCAGCCUACCAGCCAGACAUCCGAUAUGACUUCUCCCACUUCUCUCGGGGAUUACACUAUCCGUCCCCAUGAAUCUACGACCGAUUCUGGCCGAAACAAAGAGAAGCAAAUGAUUGACAACUCGAACGCGCCUGUGGAGCCUGUGACAAGGCAUGCCAACGAGGGCCAGUACAAUGUCCUUUCCUCGGGCACUCCAUCCGGGGUGAAACUUGACGAUGAUGAGGACAUUCCUAAGCAGACCAACAUUCCCGACCGUACUCAAAAAACUGAUACUUCCAGCGGCCAUGGCCUAGGAUCCAAGGCAGCUGUCGGCCUCGGUGCUGCAGGUCUCGGAGCUGGUGCUUACGAGGCCACUCGCCAUCGGGAUGUUCCUGAGCAACAGCACUUCAGCCAGCCUGAUGUUCCCGGUCAGACUCAGAGCACCCUCGACACAAACCAGGAGCGUGACUACAAGCCUGCCGCCGGCGUAGGUGCAGUUGCUGCGGACGAAUCUCGCAGGCCCGAGGAGAAGAAAUUUGACAAGCCGUUUGAGGACGAGUCUCUUGAGCAGCUCGGCCAGACCCAGCCUCCUAUGAGCCAGUCUCAACAGGAUCCUCUCACCCAGACUCGAGAAGACAAGGCGGAUCGUGAGGAUGAUAGUCAUCUUGGAGCUUAUACAGCUGCUGGCCUUGGUGCCGCCGGUCUUGGUGCAGCUGCUUACAGCUCCCGUAAGCCUGAGGAAAAGAAGUUUGAUAAGCCGUUCGAGGGCGAGUCGCUCGAUCAGCUCGGCCAAACCCAGCCACCUUUAACCCAGUCCCAACAGGACUCGUCUUUCCAAUCAUCUUUCCCACCCCAACAGGAACCUUUCACCCAGACUCGAGACAAUGAGGCGGACCGUGAGCAGGAUUCUCAUCGCGGAGCCUACACCGCUGCUGGCCUUGGCGCGGCCGGCCUGGGAGCUGCAGCUGCUUACAGCUCUCGUAAGCCUGAGCAGGAGACUACUCAAGACCAGGACAACCAGCCGCUGGAGCGAGAAUCUUUCGGCCAAAAACAAACCGAUCCGUUGCCUCAAGGCUCUCACCCUGAUGCCCGGGCCGCCGCCGCUGCUGCGUUUGGCUCCCACCGACCUCAGGAGCUUACCAGGACUGAACAGUCUCCUCUGACCGGAUCGUUUGCGGGAAUCGGAGGUGGCGGUCCUGGCAAGGUCAUGCACAAAUGCACUGAGUGUGGCAAAGACAAUGAUAUUAGUGAUUAUAUCAGCUCUGCUUUGAAGGGAAUCAACAAGUAAGGUAUUCACUUUUUAUGUAAAUUGUAUAAUUAAUUUUGCAGGAG
Messenger RNA from Ilyonectria robusta, 3012 nucleotides. RefSeq lists its product as uncharacterized. The coding region runs from base 89 to 2968 and encodes 959 amino acids. The transcript has a single exon. The record is from RefSeq and is a predicted model, not a curated record. Lineage: Eukaryota; Fungi; Ascomycota; Sordariomycetes; Hypocreales; Nectriaceae.